Epithele typhae is the source of this 870-nucleotide messenger RNA. RefSeq lists its product as uncharacterized. The record is from RefSeq and is a predicted model, not a curated record. NCBI's taxonomy places the organism in Eukaryota, Fungi, Basidiomycota, Agaricomycetes, Polyporales, Epitheliaceae. Bases 1 to 870 code for a protein of 289 amino acids. The transcript has 3 exons.
AUGCCUUUCGAAUUCGCGCAGCAACUGCGCGAGGUGUUACCACCGAACGUACCCUCCCUGCUCCCGCCGAACCUCUCCUCUAUCCCGCACACUCCGAACGCCUCUGUCGGCCACUCAUCCGCUCAGCCGGAUGGUAGUUCCAAGCUCUCUCGAGACCCCGCGCGCCGCCAAGACUCCCCGCCGCAAACGACAAUGGUCCCCACGUCCACUCUGUUUGAUGUAGCGGACGAGAUGCAUGCUCCCAUGACGGAUGGGUUCUGGGAUGCUCUAGCGGCCGAGCAGCACUCCGAUGGGGACAACGACGUCGACUAUGAACAAGACUUCUUCUCCGACUUUACAGAGUCCUUCACUGACAUGUACGCCAUGUCCGACGCCGAGGACACAGAUACAGCCCCCUCGAGCAGCGUAUCAGCCACUCCUGCUCCUGCUAGCGCGUCCUUUACCUCGUCGCGCGCGUCCAUGCCUGUUCCACCCCGACGCGCGCCCCACGUGCUCGCCCCCCUUCCCCGGACUCGCACGAACAUUCCUACCGUGCGCCCCACCGUUGCCUCCACUAGCACCCAAGUUUCCUGCGUGCCCGCCACCAGUAGCCAGACCCGCUCCGCCCCGACCAUGGCUUCCUCUGCCGCCGCGGCUACCCAAGCUCCUGCGUCGGCCACGGCUGGAGCGCGUUCUCGCUCCCCGAGUCUUGCAGCGUCCGACGACUCCGAGCGCACCCUCGUGAACGAGCCCGCGCGCCCAGCCUCCGGGAUUCCCGGCACGUCUUUCCUGAACCCCAUCGUCAUUGGUGAGGGCCCGGGCGAGGAUGCGGACCAUGCCUUCCAGGUCUUUGAUCAGACGGGCUCCCGAGACGAUCCAAUAGUCCUUUAG